AUGUCGCUCCCCCCGAAGCGUCGUCGCGUCAUUCUUCCUGCCCCGGGCGCUCAAUCCCCGGGUUCGCUUCCACCUACGGCCGCAACUGUAGUAGGCCAGCAGGCCUCAACCUCGGGCCGCGACUCGGCCGGACGAGGGAGCAGCGACGGCUCCAUCAACUACCCAAGCACAAGUACAGAGAGCAGAAGCCAGAGUGACGACUCAUCCUCGGCCGACCCGAAGCCGCGUGCUGCCUCCAAGCGGCAGGUCAUUGCCGUUGCUUGCGAUAACUGUCGACGGAGAAAGGCCAAGCACUGCUCCAAGAGAGGCGUCGACUGCCAUUAUGAAGCGAACCAGGGCGAAACCGUGAGCCUCGCGCUCAAGCGCAAGGCCAGCGUCCUGGAGACCGAGAACGCCCAGUACAGAGACCUGUUCCGCAUGGUCUGCACCAAGUCCGAGGAUGAGGCAAAGGAAAUCUUCAGACGCAUAAGGGCCUCUGGCGACCCCAUCAGGGUCUUGGAAUCCAUCCGUCAGGCAGAAAUCUUGCUCCCCACCCCGGCGACAAACGACAGGACACGCGACAUGAGGCUGGCCAAGAUCGACGAGAGAGCUCUCCAAAGCAGCCUGAUCAGAGUCCCCGCGAAACCUUGGACCACCGUCGCCGACGACGGUCUCGUGUCGGAGCUCGUCACCAGCUUUUUCAACUGGGAAAAUGCCAGCUGUUUUCCAGCUAUCGAGCCGACCCUGUUCAUAGACGACAUGCGCACCGGCAGCAUCAAGGAAGCCAAGUGGUGCUCGCCCAUCCUGGUCAACGCUAUCUGCGCAGUCCGAGCCCCAUUCCUCGAAAGCGCCAAACAGUACAGCGCCAUCACGGGCCGAGACCUGUCCAAGACAUUUCGCGACGAGGUCAUGCAACUGGUUGAGAAGAGCCAUGGACGAGCCACAUUACCCACCAUUCUCGCCCUCGUCCUUGUCGAUUGGUCGGCGAGUAUCGCCGGAGACGAGAGCAGCGCCAAGAUGUACCGCUUCAUGGCUUGGGAGCGGUACAAGCGCUUCAAACCUGACCGGAGGUUCGCUAUGCUCAACAAGGACGACCCCGUCGAUGCCAGAGAGAUGCUCAGCAUCUCAAAAGCCGUAUGGUCAAUCUUUCUAAUGGAGAGCCGCAUUUCGUACUUCUACAACUCAGUUGCCGACAUCCCGCCUCCAACGAUACCAAAAUUAUUCGAUAACUACGGCAAAGAUGCAACCGAGCCAAGGGGCAACGUCGACGUCCUAGGGCGGCCAUAUAUGGAAUCAACAACCCAACUGCCAAUCGUCCCAGGGAUAGCAACAGUUAUCACAAGCCUCGCAUGCUUACAAUACGACGUCAUGCAGUACCUGACUUCCGGGAGCACCAUAAAGGGCAGCAUAGAAGACAUCAGACGGAGGAAGCACUGGUACUGUAGGUUGCGCGAGUUUAGGAAAGCGUUGCCCGACCGUUUCCAGAUGGAAUACAACUUCACUCCCGGCACAUGCUUCCUCAGGAUGCAUGAAAACGAAAUCGCAUACGUUCUGCUACAACCCCUCCACCCAUCAACAAAGUUUGACGGCCCUUUUACGGGGCCAUCCGCCACCGUGAAAUCCCUAAUCCUGCAACACUGCGUAUCCGACACCACCCUUGCAGAAGCGUUCCUACUACGAUACACCAUCCACUCCUUCAUCACCCGUCAAGUCUUUGUGACGAUGCAGAACUUGAUGCCGUUUCUGAACGAUGACCACGCCGCGACAAGCGACCUAUUCACGCGUCUUUGCAGGGUCGGCGGCCUCUCGGCCCGCGUCGUCCGCAUGUCCAUGUACCUCUUGCAAGCGCUCCAGGCCAUGGCGUGGGCGAUGAAGCAGGAUAUCCCCGCCUCGGCAAAGCAGUUUCUUGACCCGUGGGUCAAACUGGCGAUACAGGAGACCGAAACGAAGCCCCCGAGUUACGCUGUGCCGGAUAGGGAGGAGAUCAAAGCCCUGUUGGCGGAGGACGACCAGAGUUCUGGAGGAUCCGGAGAUGGCGGCGCCGAGCUAUGGGCCCUGGUCGAGAAGUGGGCCGUCAAUAGUGGCAGACAGUCUUGA
This is a messenger RNA of Colletotrichum navitas, 2076 nucleotides long. RefSeq lists its product as uncharacterized. The record is from RefSeq and is a predicted model, not a curated record. Gene Ontology annotation, molecular function: DNA-binding transcription factor activity, RNA polymerase II-specific; zinc ion binding. The transcript is spliced from 5 exons. Bases 1 to 2076 code for a protein of 691 amino acids. Gene Ontology annotation, biological process: regulation of DNA-templated transcription. Lineage: Eukaryota; Fungi; Ascomycota; Sordariomycetes; Glomerellales; Glomerellaceae.